CUGCAUGCGGGGCUGGGUGUCCUCCAGCUUCCGCAAAAAAUCAAGACUGUCGCCGUGGUGUCAAAGCUCCUCCCAGAACAAAGGCAGUAUUUUUGCAUCGUCGCACGUUCUCACAAGAAAGCGACCAACUUCGCAGAACAAGAGUCGAAAGAACAAAAAUUAAAACAAAGUGAAGAAAACCACGUCCACCUUUUGAAAUAGCUGAGUAAGACAAAGAUACCAACCGCCCCCGAUCGAUCCUCGAGUUUAUUGAAGCAUUGGAAUGUUAGUUUGUUCUGCCCUGAGAUAGCAGCACUUAUCAAACCGAAUCAACAUGAAGCCCCCACCCCAUCAACAACAUCAAAAUGUGGCCAGUGAUGUGCCCAUGGCCACAACCAUUGAAGAACACACACCUUUGCAAGGUCUCACCGAGACGCUUCUACCGGAACUCCGCCGCGAAGUAUUGCAAUACCUGGAUGCCCAAGAUCUUGCCGAGUUGUCUUGUGUCUCCAAGCAGCUUUCUAAGGAAUGUGAGGACGAUGCACUGCCCCAGUACCGGACAGCAGUGAUCCGCUGUCCUGCACCCGCCAAAAACAAUAUGUCCAUGGCCAUGGGUUGUUAUCACAGUCUCCAUCCACUAUUGGGCGCCUUGUUGAAGAUUCCUACCAGGCAGAAUCAAUAUGCGAGCAAGUUUCCAGUCUUUGAAGAGCGCUUCACUCGCUUGCAAGCUCAAGGCAUAUGCCAUUUACCCAAAAUCAAUGCUCGGGAAGCCAAGCCAGUCGCUAAUUCUUUGAAAUUGCAACAAAUUACUCAUAUGGAUCUCUCUUCCGAUAAUAACAGCAACAACAACAAUAACAACAGCUACCCCCAAGUGGCACCUUCUAUUGGGCGCCUCAUGACACAGGUGGUUCCCAACCUGCAAGAGUUGGACCUCAGUUACAACCACGUGACUACCGCUGUUCUGGCCGAUGCUGCCAGGAACUGCCCCAAAUUGGAACGAAUCCAUCUGCAGAACGGUCUCGCCGGUGGAGUCGCUUCCAGUACGGGAAUCGAUUGGAAGAAUUGCCAUGCAUUGAAGGAGCUGCUCCUCGACGGCACGCUCUUGCAAGCAAGCAAGAGAGAAGUCACGGAAAUGUUCCAGGACGCGGACAACGUUGUCGCGUGUCCCUUGCGCUAUUGCAUGGAAAAUCUGGAACGAGUCAGUCUCAAAGGCUGUCGCCAUUAUGAUCGCUUGCCCAAGAAUGCAGUGGAUGUGGUCAGCGAGCCCUUUACUCAGCUGGGCUUGAUCAAGUUUGUACGCAACGCUCCAAACCUACGAUGGUUCCGCAGUGACUUGACAGCCGACAAUGUCAAGAUGUUGCAACAAGAACGUCCAGAGGUUAUCUUUGAAUGAAUGAUGGGUCAACUCAAGGGCCAGCCUGUCUUCCGCCACGGCGAAAAACGUCGGGAGGCAACAGUUUUUGCGAAUGGAUAUGAACAAGAAAGGAAAUAUUAUGUGCAGUAGCUAUCGAUAUUGUCGCGUGAGUGCUUGUUGGCUUGCUCGCGCUCUUCCGAGCAGCAAAUCACCACGCAGUGCGUUUUAUAAUAAUGAAUACCAAGAAAAAUAAUGCUAAAUACAUGUCAUGAUUUUGAUGAAGAACAAAGUGGCU
Seminavis robusta is the source of this 1628-nucleotide messenger RNA. Lineage: Eukaryota; Bacillariophyta; Bacillariophyceae; Naviculales; Naviculaceae. The record is from the annotation of a GenBank genome assembly.